Molecule: messenger RNA, 2946 nt
Organism: Panicum virgatum (switchgrass)
Lineage: Eukaryota; Viridiplantae; Streptophyta; Magnoliopsida; Poales; Poaceae
Product: probable LRR receptor-like serine/threonine-protein kinase At2g16250
Exons: 4
Coding region: 264-2612 (782 amino acids)
Biological process (GO): protein phosphorylation
Molecular function (GO): protein binding; ATP binding; protein kinase activity
Source: RefSeq, a predicted model, not a curated record
GUCUCGUCCCGGGUUCCCCGUGGUCAACUCGCUUGCCUUCCCCCCAGCGAGGCAGCGACGACCGCGAGGCGCGAAGCCGACGAAAUCGGCAAAGCAGGCCACCCCCAAAAAAGCGAGCGCCCUACCUGCGCGUACCACCUCCAUGGCCGCGCCAUGAGGCACCCCCGGCCCGCUCCACGCUCUCACACCCCCGCCCCCACCGCUCCACUUCGCUCGGCUCCGCCUCUGCCCGCCACCUCCACCACCACCACCACCGCCUCCCCAUGCUUCCGCGCUGCCGCCUCGCCGCCGGUGCCUUCUUCUGCCUCGCCGUGCUCCUGCUGCGCGCGGACGCCCAGGGGCAGCCGCCGCCUCACCAGCCCGCGCUCGCGCCGCAGGACGUCGCCGCGCUCCGCGGCCUGCGCGCGUCGCUGGGCGUGCGCGCCCGCGACUGGCCCGCCAGGGCCGACCCCUGCGCCGCGUGGCGCGGCGUCACCUGCCGCGCCGGCCGCGUCGCGGAGCUCCGCCUCUCCGGGCUCCGGCGCACCCGCGCGGGGGCACGCCGCGCGGCCUUCGCCGUCGACCCGCUGCGGGGCCUGACCGCGCUCGAGACGCUCAACGCCUCGGGGUUCCCGCUCCCGGGCCGGAUCCCCGCGUGGUUCGGCCGCGGCCUGCCGCCGUCGCUCGGCGUCGUCGACCUCCGCUCCGCCCGCGUCAAUGGCGAGCUCCCGGCCGAUCUCGGCACGUCCGGGAACCUGACCACCCUUGUUCUCUCCGGUAACAGACUCUCCGGCCCCAUUCCGGCGUCGCUGCUAUCAAUCCCUGGUCUCCGCGUUCUCGAUCUCUCCAGCAACAAUCUCACGGGGCCGCUACCGAACCUGCCUUUCCCUGGCAGUAAUGGAGCUGGAGUUCUGUUCAACGCUUCUGAUAAUUCCUUGUACGGCGCUAUCGGUGAUGCCAUUAGGAAGCGGUUCUGGGUUAUUGAUGUGUCAGGAAAUUACUUCGAUCAGGCCGUUGGAACUGGCUUUGAGAAUUGGAUCGAUGGUUUAGUGGAUUUCAGAAUGAACUGCUUGUCUGGUGCCGCAGGCCAGCGCACCCGUGGAGAUUGUGAGGCGUUCUACACGAGGAAUGGGGUGAGGCUAGGGGAGGUUCCCCGGCCAUCAUCACCAUCUCCGGAGCCACAGCCACCACAGGUGCUUCCAGUGCCAUCAACGGGCAAGAGAAGGGACAAAUGGAAGCACGUAUUGGCUGGGGUCCUUGGAGGUGCUGCAAUUGUGGUAACUCUCGGUCUUGGUGCGCUGGUGUUUUGCUUGUUGAGAAGAAGAGGAAGGGUGAGACUAAGAACAAGAGGAGUGGAGCAGAUUGAGGAGGGCAUUUGGUCUGGGCGGAGGAGUAGCAGUGUGAAUCCUGUCACAAUGUCACCCAUGGCAUCCCCCGGAGCCAGUGGUUCACCAAAGGGUGUUCCUAUCAUCAUAGAUGAUUUCAACUAUGACCUGCUGCAGCGUGCAACAAGGGGUUUUGGGGACAACAACCUUGUCAAGCGUGGGCACUCUGGCAACAUGUACUAUGGUGUCCUGGAGAGUGGCUUCGAAGUUGUCGUCAAAAAGGUUGAUCUGAAGAGCAGAAAGAAGUGGCAGGGGGAGUUGAGCUUCCUCACAAAGCAUAGCCAUAGGAGGAUUGUUCCAUUGCUGGGCCAUCUGGCCAAGGAUGAGGAGCAAUUGCUCGUCUACACAUACAUGGCAAAAGGUGACCUCACAACUGCACUUCACAAGAAGUCAGUGGAAGUUGAAGAGGGGUUGCGCUCAUUGGAUUGGAUAACAAGGCUCAAGAUUGCAAUUGGUGUGUCUGAGGCCUUGUGCUUCCUUCACGACGAGUGCAGUCCACCGUUGGUUCACAGAGAUAUCCAAGCAAGCAGUGUGCUUCUUGAUGACAAAUUUGAAGUGCACCUUGGGAGUUUGAGCGAAAUAUGCGUUCAACAAAGUGAAGGGAGCCAAAGUUUCUUCUCUAGGAUUUUCAGAUCCUCAAAGUCCCUUGACAAGAACACAUCAGGUCCACCAGCUAGCUCCUCAUACGACGUUUACUGCUUUGGGAAAGUGCUACUUGAGCUAAUCACCGGAAAUUUUGGUGUGAGUGGCUCAAAUGAUGCUGAUUCAGAUGAGUGGUUGGCAAGAACAUUAGGUUACAUCGACGCCUAUGACAAGGAGAGUGUCUCAGGUAUUGUGGAUCCUUCCCUUGUCGUGGAUGAAGACCAUCUGGAGGAAGUAUGGGCAGUGGCUAUUGUCGCGAAGACAUGCCUGAAUCCAAAGCCCUCUAGGCGCCCACUUGCUCGGUACAUCCUAAAAGCGCUGGAGAACCCACUAAGGGUGGUGCGGGAGAGGGAAGAGCUCCACUCCCAUUCAUCUCGGCUCAAGAGUACGUCAUCUCGAAGCUGGCGUUUUGCAUUCCAUGGAAACAAGUACCAGAGCUGGGAUGUCAUGCCAACGUCGGGGAAAACACUUGCUCAGAAAAAUAAAGCCAAGUCCCAGGGAACUGCAGGAAGCGAUGAGGAUGAGGACAAUUUGUUCUCGUUCAAGAGGGCUUCGCGGGAGAAUUUCCCGGAUCCUGUAGAGUUGGAAGACAGUGUUGUUGUGUAGGAGUACCACAGAUUAGCAAUACUUUGGUGUGCAUCUCUUUGAUGCGACAAGGAUGAGGACAAUUCGUUCUCGUUCAAGAGGGCUUCGCGGAAGAAUUUCCCAGAUCCUGUAGAGUUGGAAGACAGUGUUGUUGUGUAGGAGUUUCAGAUUAGCAAUACUUUGCUGUGCAUCUCUUUGAUGCAUCUAGGUAAAAAAACUGUGUAUACAGAGUAGGCCUCCUUUACUUUCUCCCUCUCUUAUAGUUUCAGUAAUCUGUACUGGAAAUAAAGAGCUUGAAAUGACACCGCAGGUGCGCGGUCCUUGAAAUGCAAGCCAUAAAAAAAGCUUCUAAUCA